CGUUUAAACGACGUCGAGUUGGCCCUAACCCGCAAAUAUCGUGUUACCAAAAGCAAUUAUCUGAAACUUUUUAUCUUGCAGGAAUCUCUCCCGCCAUGAACACACUCUCUAUCCUCUCCCCUCUAAACACGUUUUCAGUAUUCUCCUUCGCAACAUCGAAACCUUCCUCAUCUUUCAAGUUUCACAUUCUUCCUCAAACCGUAGGCUCUUGCAUUUAUAAACCGCUUUUCUCACCGAAUUCACUUCAAUUUCGAGCCUCAUACAAGUCCCCAAAGUCAGUCUUCUCCGCCGAGCCCGGGCUUUCAGAUGCCGAUGGCGAAGAAGAAGAGGAGGAAGAUUAUAACGACGACGACGAUGAAGAAGAAGUCGCUGAUGAAUACGACGACAUUUCUUGUGGAAUCUCGGAUGAAUUCCAACAAAGUGAAGAUGAAUUCGAAACUUCUGUAGACUCUACAGACGCGUCGACUCGGCGAGAGGAGUUCAAGUGGCAGAGAGUCGAAAAGCUUUGUAAUGAAGUUAAAGAGUACGGUGACGAAUUGAUUGACGUUGACGAACUUGCUUCUGUUUACGAUUUUCGCAUCGACAAAUUUCAGCGGUCGGCGAUUGAAGCGUUCUUGAGAGGCUCUUCAGUGGUGGUUUCUGCGCCUACAAGCAGUGGAAAAACUUUGAUUGCGGAAGCUGCUGCAGUUGCCACCGUAGCGAGAGGACGCCGAAUCUUAUAUACGACACCGCUUAAGGCAUUGUCUAAUCAGAAGUUUCGUGAGUUUCGGGAGACAUUUGGUGAUAAUAAUGUUGGUCUUCUUACUGGAGAUUCUGCAGUCAACAGAGAAGCUCAGGUUUUAAUUAUGACUACUGAGAUCUUGAGGAACAUGUUGUAUCAGAGUGUUGGGAUGGUUUCUUCUGAGAGUGGACUUUUCGAAGUUGAUGUGAUAGUUUUGGAUGAAGUUCAUUAUUUAAGCGAUAUAUCUCGGGGUACAGUGUGGGAGGAGAUAAUUAUUUAUUGCCCCGAAGAAGUUCAAAUCAUAUGCCUGUCAGCAACAGUUGCAAAUGCAGAUGAGCUAGCUGGCUGGAUUGGUCAGAUACAUGGUAAAACUGAGUUAGUGACAUCGUCUAGGCGACCAGUUCCAUUGACUUGGCACUUCUCAACCAAGAAUGCUUUACUACCCCUUCUUGAUGAGGAAGGAAAACACAUGAAUAGGAAGCUGUCACUCAAUUAUUUACAACUUUUGGCUUCAGAAGGUAAAUCGUACAGGGAUGAUGGGUCUAGAAGAAGGAAUUCCAGGAAACGCAGAGGUGACAUGAGCGUCAAUAAUAAUAGUGCCUCUGGACAACCUAAACUUUCAAAGAAUGACAUGAACACAAUUCGUCGCUCACAGGUUCCUCAAGUUAUUGAUACAUUAUGGCACCUUCGGGCGCGGGAUAUGCUGCCAGCAAUUUGGUUUAUUUUUAACAGAAGAGGAUGUGAUGCAGCUGUCCAGUACCUUGAAGAUUGUAAUCUAUUAGAUGAUUGUGAGAUGAGUGAAGUUGAAUUGGCCUUGAAGAGGUUUCGCAUUUUGUAUCCCGAUGCUCUCAGGGAGACUGCUGUGAAAGGACUUCUAAAAGGGGUUGCAGCACAUCAUGCUGGCUGUCUUCCUAUAUGGAAAUCAUUUAUUGAAGAGCUUUUUCAGCGAGGGCUUGUUAAAGUUGUCUUUGCUACAGAAACACUUGCUGCUGGAAUCAACAUGCCUGCUAGGACGGCUGUUAUUUCAUCUCUCAGCAAAAGGAUUGCUAGUGGAAGGAUCCAGUUAACCUCAAAUGAACUACUUCAGAUGGCAGGACGUGCUGGACGUAGAGGCAUCGAUGAAAGGGGUCAUGUAGUGCUGGUUCAGACCCCUUUUGAAGGUGCUGAAGAGUGCUGUAAGCUAUUGUUUGCUGGAGUGGAACCUCUUGUGUCACAGUUCACUGCUUCUUAUGGAAUGGUGCUCAAUCUUCUUGCAGGUGCAAAAAUUAUUCGUAGAUCAAAUGAAUCAGAUAACAUGAAAGCUUUACAAGCAGGCAGGACUUUGGAAGAAGCUAGGAAAUUAGUUGAGCAAAGUUUCGGAAACUAUGUUGGCAGCAACGUAAUGCUUGCUGCAAAAGAGGAGCUUGCUAAAAUACAGAAAGAGAUAGAAAUGCUGACUUCAGAAAUUAGUGAUGAUGCUAUAGACAGGAGAAGUAGGAGACUUUUGUCAGAGGCUGCAUAUAAGGAGAUUGCGGAUCUACAGGAAGAGUUAAAGGCAGAAAAACGCCUUCGAACUGAACUACGUAGAAGGAUGGAGUUGAAGAGAUUCUCUGCUCUUAAAGGUCUUUUAAGGGAAUUUGAAAAUGGCCACUUACCCUUUUUGUGCUUACAAUACAAAGAUUCUGAAGGAGUUGAACACUCGGUCCCUGCUGUAUAUUUGGGGAAGUUCAACUCACUUAAUAGUCCAAAACUUAAGAACAUGGUUUCUUCUGAUAAUUCUUUUGCCCUAAAUGUAGUUGCAGUUCAGACAAAUGGUGAUGACUUUGAAAUUCAAGAUGUUGAACCAUCUUAUUAUGUGGCUCUUGGUUCAGAUAACUCUUGGUAUUUGUUUACUGAGAAGUGGAUUAAAACUGUAUACAAGACAGGCUUUCCUAAUGUUGCUUUAGCUCAGGGAGAUGCUUUGCCACGGGAGACAAUGGGGUUGCUUCUGGAUGAGGGGGAUAUGCAGUGGGAAAAGCUUGCUGGUUCUGAAUCUGGUGGUUUAUGGUGCAUGGAAGGAUCUUUAGAGACAUGGUCUUGGAGUUUAAAUGUGCCAGUUUUGAAUAGUCUUUCUGAAGAUGAUGAAGUGUUACACAUGUCACAGGAGUACCAUGAUGCUGUUGAAAAUUACAAGCAACAAAGAACCAAAGUAGCACGUUUAAAGAAAAAGAUAGCACGCACAGAAGCAUUUAAAGAGUACAAGAAGAUCUUAGACACUGUUAAGUUUACUGAGGAAAAGAUAAAACGCCUGAAGGCUAGAUCAAACCGUUUGAUCAAUAGGAUAAAGCAAAUUGAACCAUCUGGUUGGAAAGAGUUUUUGAGGAUCAGCAAUGUCAUACAUGAAAUUAGGGCACUGGAUAUCAAUACUCAUGUAAUUUUUCCAUUGGGUGAAACUGCAGCUGCAAUUCGAGGAGAAAAUGAACUCUGGCUUGCAAUGGUUCUUAGAAACAAGAUUUUGCUAGAUUUGAAGCCUGCACAACUUGCUGCUGUCUGUGCAAGCUUAGUCUCUGAAGGGAUCAAAGUUCGUGCUUGGAAAAAUAACGGCUACAUAUACGAACCUUCCACUACUGUUAUCAAUGUGAUUAACUUUUUGGAGGACCAGAGAAGUUCCCUAUUGCAACUGCAAGAAAAGCAUGAGGUAGAGAUAACUUGUUGUUUGGAUAGCCAAUUUACUGGCAUGGUAGAAGCCUGGGCAUCUGGUCUGACAUGGAGGGAGAUGAUGAUGGAUUGCGCCUUGGAUGAUGGGGAUUUGGCUCGCCUAUUGAGACGAUCAAUUGACUUAUUGGCUCAGAUUCCUAAAUUGCCUGAUGUAGACCCACUGCUACAAAAGAAUGCAAUGGCUGCCUCUGGUGUAAUGGAUCGUCCACCAAUAAGUGAGCUAGCUGGAUAAAGUUUCCUUGGUGAUAAAAUGGUAUUUGUAAACUUUAAAUGUAUUCUCCACAUGUUGAAUCUUUUCUAAAGCUGUAGCCGGGGUUGGAUACACGUAUUAACAUCUGCCAUCUCAUAAUUCAUUUUUCAGAAUCGUAUAGCAGCUGAAGGAAGACCUAAAUUUUUUAAGGUCAUUUCCCAGUUUUUGAAA
Pistacia vera is the source of this 3818-nucleotide messenger RNA. RefSeq names its product DExH-box ATP-dependent RNA helicase DExH15 chloroplastic-like. Gene Ontology annotation, molecular function: nucleic acid binding; RNA helicase activity; ATP binding. The transcript is spliced from 8 exons. Gene Ontology annotation, cellular component: Ski complex. NCBI's taxonomy places the organism in Eukaryota, Viridiplantae, Streptophyta, Magnoliopsida, Sapindales, Anacardiaceae. The coding region runs from base 96 to 3629 and encodes 1177 amino acids. The record is from RefSeq and is a predicted model, not a curated record. Gene Ontology annotation, biological process: nuclear-transcribed mRNA catabolic process, 3'-5' exonucleolytic nonsense-mediated decay.